ACAGGAUUUUCGGCAUUUUUCAGUUCAGUGUGCUUCGAGUGGCGGUAGGUAACGUACGGCCGUAAAGCGCUUGGCUUGAUUGAAAACUCAUUGCGUCGUCUGCCUUGUACCGCGAACUAUUCAAAAUAGUCAUGCAUUCUCGGUGUGUUUUUUUAGUUUUUGCGUUCGUUCUCGUGUGUUUCGGUACAGUGUCAACCAGAAAUGUGGAAAAAACGCGCUCUAAACGAAAUAAUAAGGAUUUAGAUCAAAGUUGUGAGAAAGUGAAGGCAUUUUUUGAAAUGCGAAAUGUGAGUGUGCAACCCUUGGAUAAGCCACAAGGAAAUUUAUGUAAAGGACAGUGUUGCGGUGCAGAAGCUGAGACAAAAUUAAAGGCACAGGGCCAGAAGGAUUUUGCGGCCCUUCUACGACACAACUCGAGGACACUACAAGGCCUUCUUAAUUCUACCGCUACUGUUAUACAAAGUCACGUUCUGGAACUGGCCACCCAGUCGGAGAACAUCACUUUGCAGUUGUUCGCUCAAGUGUACCAACAGAUGGCGGUAUUGUCAAAAGAUCCGAUUAGCGACCUCUAUCGAGACGUCAGACGUUCUGUUCAGAUAAAUUCUUCACAAGAUGCUCUUUCGACUGCCAGUAACGUUUUGAAGGAAAGCGUUUCACGAUUCUUCGUUGACUUGUUUCCUCUCGUUUACCAUCACAUUUUGAGCACACUGGCGAGAGAUUUCUCAUACGACUAUAAAGUUUGUGUGAAGAUGACAUUCUCUGAGAUACAACCCUUCGGAGAUAUUCCACGACAGCUUGCCCAGUCGUUAUCUAAAAGUUUAGAAGCCACCAGACUUCUUUUACAAGCAUUCGACGUUGGGAUGGAAGUUCUUAAUACAACGGAUCUUCUAUUUUCGGAGGACGGCGGCAAAAGGCACGCAGAGUGUCACAAUGCCCUACUAAAGAUGACGUAUUGUCCUAAAUGUCAAGGUUUAGGGGUGAAUACGAAGCCGUGUUCGGGAUACUGUUUAAACGUGUUGCGUGGUUGUUUGACAAAGUAUGUGACGGAAUUAGACGCGCCGUGGAACUCUUACGUCGAAGCGUUAGAGAGACUAAUCAGUGCAAUAAAACAACACAACAAUGAGGCUGUUAACGCUGAUAUGGUGAUUCGCACGUUAGAUACCAAAAUAUCGGAAGCCAUUAUGCAUGCCAUGGAAAAGGGACGUGACAUCGACAUUAGGGUCAAGCGAUCCUGUGGUGUGGCCAAAUUGUCAGAACAGAAUCAUCUCCCUGUUGCCAAAUCUUUAACAACAACGCCACCAACUUCAGAUUCUUCUUCGUCAACGGUUUCGUCUUCUCCGAGUUCUACUUACGCGGGCGGUAGUAAACCUCGGAUGGCAGCCAAAGUUCGGAUAUUUUCUCAACCACCGAAUAACCAUUUGACGCAAUUCCUUGGUUCCAUUGGAAAAAGUAGAGGGUUUUAUGGAAACUUGGCGGAAAGUCUUUGUAAAGACGAUAGCUUUGCCGAACCCAAGGAUCAACACUGCUGGAAUGGAGAGCGAAUCGGAGAAUAUUCGCAAACCAUUGUAGACGUUCGUUUGGAUAUGCAAAAAUACAACCCUGAAGUUAAACCAAGCAUAGAUCUUCAAAACAUUGAUCCCCGGAUUGCAAAUUUAGCAGAUAAAUUACGUCAUGUUCAUCAGAUGGUUAAAUCUUCUUUGGGAGUAGUAGGUUUACCAGAAGCUGAUAAUUAUAUGCAAAGCGAUAGUGCAGAUGGUUCUGGUUCUGGUGAAGGACCUGACAUGGACGAUUCCGACGACGAAUAUUCUCGAACUGGUUCAGGAUCAGGAGGUGGACCCAUAAUUCAUCCUACUAAUUCAGAUACGGAUAACAGUUAUCCUCCAAGUCGAACCGAUAACGAGGACAGUUACAACAGCGGUUACCCAUCACAACCACCUAGUGCAGGAGUUGCUUCGUACUGUAAUUCACUCUACUCUGUUUUAGUGGUACCUACAGUUUUAGUGUUGACUAGGUUUUAAUGGGUCCACCCUAACUGAACUUUGAGUAAUCAAAAUACAGACUUAAAAAAUAAAAAAAAUCGUUGAAAAAAGAAAGAUGUUUAUGAUAUUUAAAUGUUAAUCGGUUGGUUAUUGCUUGAGAAAUAUUUACGACAACGCGUAUGCUCUGUUGGCACUAAACUACGAUGGAGCAGAUUUGACUACGUGAUAGAAAAUGCAGCUUUUCCUCAUCUUCUUCCAUUACAAAGCUUUUAAAAACCCUUUGUAUUCAGUGGAAUAUUUAAUUUAUGCUUUAUUUAAGAAAUGGUUUUCUUUUAGGCUUUAUUAUUUCAGUAUUAAGAAAGUCACUGGUAAGCAAAUUGGCUGUUGAUCAUUAUUUAUUUUAUGUCUGUGACAUAUCUUUUUCUCUUUUCUUUUGGAAUAUUCAUAUAAAUAUUUUUAACACACAAGUAGUGUGAGUGUGGGGCUGCGAAAGGCCGUUACAGUUAUAGCAUACAAUGAGACUGCAUGUAGUAUGAUAGAUGUUAUUUAUAAAUUUGCCAACAACAUAACGUAAUAUGUAGUUAGUAAUAUGUAUAAUAAAUAGAAAUGUCACUAACGUCGCACUUAUUUGCAGCAUUUCGUUUCAGUAGAAAAGGAAUUUUUGCUAAAAUACCUUUCCAUUACAUACACAGAACUUUUGGUUACGUUAUUUUAAACGAAGUGUUUUUGAAGUAAUUAGAAAUACAGUAUGGUAGCAUUAUAGUUUAAAAUAGUUACUUAUUUUCCCUUUUCAAAAAAGUUUUGUUACAAAGAUUGAGAUUCAAUGACAUUGUAUCGUCCAAGUAAAAUUCUUUUCAUUAAAAGAUAAUUUGUGUAUGAUAAAUUACCAUUAACAGAUUUGAUUCAAAUCUGAACAAUAUUUUCAUCUAAGAACAAGUUUUUUAAUAUUGUUUCGUUGAAAUGAUCUUUUUCAAAUUUGUUUUCAAAUAAGCUCAUUUUUUGAAAGGAAAUUGAAUUAUUUGCAAGCACUCAAGGUUAUCCCUUGCAUUGUUUCUAAACGUAAUGAUUUUGUAAAUGUUUAUAAAACUUUCAAAUUUUAAAUAAAAAAAUGAUGUACGGUAUGCUUAAUCAUUUAUUUUUAAA
This is a messenger RNA of Agrilus planipennis (emerald ash borer), 3122 nucleotides long. RefSeq names its product division abnormally delayed protein (gene dally). Gene Ontology annotation, cellular component: plasma membrane; extracellular region; cell surface. Lineage: Eukaryota; Metazoa; Arthropoda; Insecta; Coleoptera; Buprestidae. The record is from RefSeq and is a predicted model, not a curated record. The coding region runs from base 132 to 2018 and encodes 628 amino acids. Gene Ontology annotation, biological process: regulation of protein localization to membrane; positive regulation of canonical Wnt signaling pathway; cell migration. The transcript has 8 exons.